This is a messenger RNA of Lodderomyces jiufengensis, 555 nucleotides long. It is a transcript of the gene RPL24A, whose product is annotated as 60S ribosomal protein eL24. Gene Ontology annotation, molecular function: structural constituent of ribosome; mRNA binding. The transcript has 2 exons. Gene Ontology annotation, cellular component: cytosolic large ribosomal subunit. Lineage: Eukaryota; Fungi; Ascomycota; Pichiomycetes; Serinales; Debaryomycetaceae. Bases 1 to 555 code for a protein of 184 amino acids. Gene Ontology annotation, biological process: cytoplasmic translation. The record is from RefSeq and is a predicted model, not a curated record.
AUGAGAGAGACAAGUGUUAAUAAUCAUGUAGAUACAACGACAAAAAUUGGAAUAUCACAUAAAGUAGAAAAUAUUCAUCUACGAGGGAUAUCAAUCGAAGUUGAUUCCUUUUCAGGUUCUAAAAUUUAUCCAGGUAGAGGUACCUUAUUUGUCAGAGGAGAUUCAAAAAUCUUUAGAUUCCAAUCAUCAAAAUCUGCAUCAUUAUUUCAUCAAAGAAAAAAUCCAAGAAGAAUUUCAUGGACUGUUUUAUAUAGAAGACACCAUAAAAAAGGUAUUUCAGAAGAAACUUCUAAAAAAAGAACUAGAAAAACCGUUAAACAUCAAAGAGCUAUUGUUGGUGCUUCAUUAGAAUUAAUUAAAGAAAGAAGAUCACAAAAACCAUCAGAUAGAAAAGCUGCUAGAGAUUCAAAAUUAGCUAAAGAUAAAGAAACUAAAAAAGCUGAUAAAGCUGCUAGAAAAGCCGAAAAAGCUAAAGCUGCUGCUUCAGGUGCUUCAGUUGUUUCAAAACAAGGUGCUAAAGGUUCAUUCCAAAAAGUUAAAGCUACUUCUCGUUAA